This is a messenger RNA of Seriola dumerili (greater amberjack), 1615 nucleotides long. RefSeq names its product immunoglobulin kappa light chain-like. The record is from RefSeq and is a predicted model, not a curated record. Gene Ontology annotation, biological process: response to bacterium. Lineage: Eukaryota; Metazoa; Chordata; Actinopteri; Carangiformes; Carangidae. The transcript has 6 exons. Bases 7 to 1263 code for a protein of 418 amino acids.
AGCACGAUGACACCUCCAAGCUUUGCUGUGUAUUUCACAUGCCUAUUCUUGGCAAAUAUGGCUCAUUUGACAGCUAUGAAAAAAUCAUCAUUACAUUUUGAAUCAGCUAUUGUUGGGGACAGUGUGACUUUGCAGUGCGUCUGUCAGGAAAAUGAGGCAGUGAUGUUUUACUGGUAUAAGCAAACUCUGGGCCAGAAGCCAAAGCUGAUGUCUACAUUCUAUAAACAUAACAACAACGGCACCUUUACCGGUGAAUUUAACGAUCCACGUUUCUCACUGUACACUGGAAACAAGGAAAAUAACUUGAGGAUAUCACAUUUGCACAUUUCAGACUCAGCUACUUACUACUGUGUACGUAGCAACUUAUAUGAGUUUGAAUUUUGUGACGGCACGACUGUCACUGUGCAAGAUUCAAGUUUGAACGUCCAAGCUUGGGUCCAUCAGUCAGGGUCUGAGACCAUCCAGCCAGGAGGCUCUGUGACUCUCAACUGUACAGUUCACACUGGGACCUGUGAUGGAGAACACAGUGUUUACUGGUUCAAAGACUCUGAAGAAUCUCAUCCAGGACUCAUUUACACUCAUGGAGACAGGAAUGAUCAGUGUGAGAGGAAAUCUAACACACAACCACACACUUGUGAUUACAACUUGCCGAUGCAGAGCCUGAACCGUUCUCAUGCUGGGACCUACUACUGUGCUGUUGCCUCAUGUGGACACAUACUGUUUGGAGACGGGACCAAGCUGGACUUUGAGGAUGAUGUGAGCUCUGUUGUCUUGGUGUACUUCUUGAGUGGAGCUUUGGCGCUCACCUCCAUCCUGGUUGUUUUUUUGGCGUUCUCAGUUUACAAGAUUUACAAAACAAACUUCCAAUGUACAGACUCAGCGACCUCUACUCCAAAUACAGAGUUAUGUCAAGAUGCAGAAAACCUUCAUUAUGCUGCUUUAAAGGCUCCUACGGUCAACAGAUCGAGAAGACAGAGGGAUGACGCCCUGGGUGAAUUGUCUUUCAGUGCAAUGAAUGCCGUUGUGUGGACUACAGGGCCAGCACCCACUGUGGCAACAGUGGCAUCCUACAUGCCACUUGCAGCAUCCUCCCCUGUCACACCAUGUGUGACUGAGCCAUCAUCCUCUGCUAUGGAUACAACCUUUUCACACCAUUCGUCCACAUCCAAAAGCUGGACCAAGAAAACAGACAACAAAGGGGAGGAAAAGAAGAGAAACUGCUGUCCUUAUGGAUACUCCAAUGAAAAAACAACUGGAGGCUGAGAAAAGCAGGUCUAAAGCUAAAAGAAAAAUGAAUUUCAGCUCAAAAAAAAAAAAAACCCAAACCCAGGAAGAAGCAGAAAAUUAAGGACUCAUCUGAUGAAGAUCAAUUCUACAUUGUGUGCCUGGAGAGCUACUCCAGGUCAAGGGAGGUCUGGCUCCAAUGCUGGUCCUGUAAAGUCUGGGCACACAAGGACUGCACAGAUGGAAGUGACGUUUACGCUUGCCACCACUGUAACUCUGAGUGAUUCCAUCAAUGUGGACUACCUAAGUCUUCAAAUUCUUUCAUUUUGAUUUCAUGUUUAAACGUUUCUGAGGAUGUGUAUUGUACCCAUUAAAAAAUUUUCUUGCAUUA